Sapajus apella (tufted capuchin) is the source of this 2538-nucleotide messenger RNA. Its product is annotated as phospholipid-transporting ATPase IK-like. Gene Ontology annotation, molecular function: ATPase-coupled intramembrane lipid carrier activity; ATP binding; ATP hydrolysis activity. Gene Ontology annotation, cellular component: plasma membrane. The record is from RefSeq and is a predicted model, not a curated record. The annotation marks the transcript as partial. Lineage: Eukaryota; Metazoa; Chordata; Mammalia; Primates; Cebidae. The transcript is spliced from 16 exons. Gene Ontology annotation, biological process: phospholipid translocation; Golgi organization.
CAUCUCCGUGGUGCUCGUCUCCCUGGUAUUGGCCUUCAGCUCCGGUUUCCUGGCCGCAGAAUUCAGAGACAAGCACUACUACGUCUCGGCCCUGCAGCGGGACAGCGUGGCCGCAGACACCUUCCUCAUGUUCUGGGGCUUCCUCAUCCUGCUCAGCGUCACCAUCCCCAUGGCCAUGUUCAUCAUAUCCGAGUUCAUCUACCUGGGGAACAGCGUCUUCAUCAACUGGGACCUGAACAUGUACCACGAGGCGCAGGACGUGCCGGCCAAGGCCCGAAGCACCAGCCUCAACGACCACCUGGGCCAGGUGGGGUACAUCUUCUCGGACAAGACGGGGACGCUCACGCAGAACAUCCUGACCUUCAACAAGUGCUGCAUCAACGGCCGCGUCUACGGGCCGGAUUCGGAGGCCAGGAGACCUAAGGAGAACCCCUACCUCUGGAAUGAGUUCGCGGACGGGAAGCUGCUCUUCCACAACGCGGCCCUGCUGCGGCUGGUGCGGAACAACCGGGACGAGGCGGUGCGGGAGUUCUGGCGCCUGCUGGCCAUCUGCCACACGGUGAUGGUGCGGGACAGCCGCGGCCAGCUGUCCUACCAGGCGGCCUCCCCCGACGAGGAGGCGCUGGUCACCGCGGCGCGGAACUUUGGCUACGUCUUCCUGUCCCGCACCCAGGACACCAUCACCGUCAUGGAGCUGGGGGAGGAGCGGGUCUACCAGGUCCUGGCCAUUAUGGACUUCAACAGCGUGCGGAAACGGAUGUCGGUGCUGGUCCGCAAGCCAGAGGGCACCAUCGGCCUCUACACCAAGGGCGCAGACACGGUCAUCUUCGAACGCUUGCACAGGAGAGGGGCCACGGAAUUCGCCACAGAGGAGGCCUUGGCUGCCUUUGCCCAGGAGACCCUGCGGACGCUGUGCCUGGCCUACAGGGAGGUGGCUGAGGACAUUUAUGAGGAGUGGCAGCCACGCCACCAGAAGGCCAGCCUUCUGCUGCAGAACCGGGCACAGGUCCUGCAGCAGGUGUACAGUGAAAUGGAGCAGAACCUCAAGCUGCUGGGAGCCACAGCCAUCGAGGACAGACUCCAGGACGGCGUCCCUGACACCAUCAAGUGUCUCAAGAAGAGCAACAUCAAAAUAUGGGUGCUCACCGGGGACAAGCAGGAGACGGCUGUGAACAUCGGCUUUGCCUGCGAGCUGCUGUCAGAGAACAUGGUCAUUCUGGAGGAGAAGGAGAUCACCCGGAUACUGGAGUCCUACUGGGACAGCAACAGCAACUUUCUCACCAAGAAGUCCCUGUCCGGGGUCAACCUGGCCUUGGUCAUCAAUGGAGACUUCCUGGACAAGCUACUUGUGUCCCUGCGGAAGGAGCCUCGCGCCCUGGUGCAGAACGUGAACGUGGACGAGGAGUGGCAGGAGCCUGCCCAGUCCAGGAGGGACUUCCUCCACGCCCGGCGCCUGUCCCUGAUGUUCCGGAGCUUCGGGAUCCCGCUGGCCCCGCCGGCCCCGCCACCGCCGCAGUCCCAGGACUCCGGAGGCCGCUGCACCUCCGAGGUGCUACAGGAGCGCACCUUUGUGGACCUGGCGUCCCACUGCCAGGCGGUCAUCUGCUGCCGCGUGACGCCCAAACAGAAGGCCCUGAUCGUGGCGCUGGUGAAGAAGUACCACCAGGUGGUGACCCUGGCCAUCGGGGAUGGCGCCAACGACGUCAACAUGAUCAAGACUGCAGACGUGGGCGUGGGGCUGGCGGGCCAGGAGGGCAUGCAGGCGGUUCAGAACAGCGACUUCGUGCUGGGCCAGUUCCGCUUCCUGCAGCGCCUCCUGCUGGUGCACGGCCGCUGGUCCUACAUGCGCAUCUCCAAGUUCCUGCGCUACUUCUUCUACAAGACCAUGGCCAGCAUGAUGGUGCAGGUCUGGUUCGCCUUCUACAACGGCUUCACCGCGCAGCCCCUGUACGAAGGAUGGUUCCUGGCCUUCUACAACCUCCUCUACAGCACCAUUCCAGUUCUCUACAUUGGGCUCUUUGAACAGGACAUGAGUGCGGAGCAGAGCCUGGGGAAGCCGGAGCUGUACGUGGUGGGGCAGAAGGAUGAGCUCUUCAACUACUGGGUCUUCUUCCAAGCUGUCGCCCACGGCAUGGCCGCCUCUCUGAUCAACUUCUUCAUGACGCUGUGGAUCAGCUGGGACACGGCGGGGCCUGCUAGCUUCAGCGACCACCAGUCUUUUGCGGUCGUGGUGGCCCUGUCCUGCCUGCUGUCCGUCACCAUGGAGGUCAUUCUCAUCAUCAAGUACUGGAGUGCCCUGUGUGUGGUCAGCAUCCUUCUCAGCCUGGGUUUCUAUGCUGUCAUGACAACCACCACCCAGUGCCUCUGGCUCUUCAGAAUGGCCCCCAAGACCUUCCCAUUUCUGUACGCCGAUGUCAGCGUGCUGUCCUCCCCGUCCAUCCUGCUGGUGGUCCUGCUCAAUGUGUCCUUGAACACCCUGCCUGUCCUGGGCCUCCGAGUCAUCUUCCAAGCCCUCAGGAAGGCGCGUGCCGAGGUGAG